AUGAAGGAUCUAAGGUGUUGGACUGUGCCAUGCAUCAUUAAUGAUGUGAAUAUAGGAAGGGCAAUGAUAGAUUUUGGAUUUAGCAUUAAUUUGAUGCCUUUGAGUUAUCUAAAGAAAAUUAAAGGACUAGUAUUGAAACCAGGUAAUGUUUCUCUGAUAGUUGCAGAUGGUUCUGUUAAAAAGCCAGUUGGUAGGGUGGAAGAUGCAAUUGUUCGUAUUAAGCAGCUGGAGUUCUUGGUGGACUUUACAGUUGUGGAUAUGGAGAAUGAGGGAAGAAUUCCACUAAUUUUGGGAAGACCUUUUAUGAGUACUUCUAAAAUGGUGAUGCGUAUCCAGGAUGGAAAAAUGAUGUUAAGAGAUCAAGAACAUGUGUUAUUGUAUAAUGGCUCUGACAAAAUAAGAAUAAGGAAUAUUUUGCAGAGGAAGAAGGCACAGAUUGUGAACAAGCUUGAAGAAGGAGGAACAGUGAAGAUUAGAAGACUAUACUCCAAAGCAAUCAGAAGAGUGGAUAGGAAACAGCUGAUGAGUUGGGUUGAUGAAGAUCCCAACCGGAAUGAGAAGACAUGA
Vigna radiata var. radiata (mung bean) is the source of this 567-nucleotide messenger RNA. RefSeq lists its product as uncharacterized. NCBI's taxonomy places the organism in Eukaryota, Viridiplantae, Streptophyta, Magnoliopsida, Fabales, Fabaceae. The record is from RefSeq and is a predicted model, not a curated record. The coding region runs from base 1 to 567 and encodes 188 amino acids. The transcript is spliced from 2 exons.